AUGGACACUGCAGAGCCAGAGCCAGAACCUCCUUCGGCCUACUUCGCGCCCGAACUUUUUCAGCCAAACGAUGAUGCGCCCCCCCCUCAAGAUGCCAUUCCCUCGAGCGCGCAAAACGAUGACACGACGAUGGAUGAUGUCUCCCUCUUCAAGGAUAGCGACGAUUUGAUCGGUCUCGAUGGAGCAAACGAUGAAGACCACAUCAAGCAGGAGGCGAUGGGCAUGGGCUAUCCUCCUUUGGAUGAAGAGCCAAAUCUUGCGACCGGCUCUUCCAUCAUGGAUAUGGUAGAAGAAGUUCUCUACGGUGAAGAUGCUCCGGCGCAGGCCACGCCAGAGAAGGCUCCGAAACAACGCAAACACCCUGGCAAGUCGCGGAAGCCCGAUCCAGACGCUCCGCCUCGCUCGUCAGUCCACUCGUCCAAGAAUGAAGGCCAGCACACGGACCGCAGGUAUUUGUGUUACUUGUGCAACAAACUGUUUACCCGACGCCGCUCUGUCAGAGAUCAUAUUUCAAAAAUUCACAACACGAAAACCUGGGAACCGGUGCGCAGUUUGGAAAUCAUUGUCGAACCUUUAACGGGAGAGCCUCUGGAACCUCUUGAAGAUAUCAUCGCCAGAGGUCCUCCUCCCCCGCCCCCUAAGCUAAGUAAAGCGGAAAAGGCCCAGAGGGCAGCAAAACGCCAAGAAGAGGAGGAAGCGCAGGACGAGGAGCUGCACUCGGGUGACGUUGGUGAGGAUGAAGAGAAAGAAAAAAACCAUCAAGAUAUUUCGCUCUCUGCGCAGCCUCGUGAUGAUUCAUCGCCACCACCGGUGGUGGUACCUUUGAGGAGGGUGCCAUCUAUCGUAGGGUCAAGGGCAUCAUCUACAGAACCAUUUGCUACUCCAGCACCCAUAGCGGGCAAGAAGCGACCGGCACCUGAUGACUCCACAAAACUUCUCUCAGCGGCUGCCAGGAAGAAAGGCACGGCCAAGGUGAAGAGCAUCUCGAACAAAAAGGCCAGACUGAGCGAGUCCGAACAAAGUCCACCUGCGGCGCGAUCGAAUUUCCGCUCUCCCAGCGCUACUCCGAGCACGAACCAGCUAAAGCUGGGACCCUCGAAACUGAAAACGCAAACUUCGGCUGCUAGUGUACAGUCAUCACCCACACCGGCUUCGUCUCGCGCCGCAUCGCGAGAGAUUGGUUCUCCUUCACCUUCGGAUGCAGAUACGUCAUCGAGCUCCAACGAUGACGGAGAGGUAUUCUGUAUCUGCCGGAAAGGAGAUAAUCAUACAUGGAUGAUCGCUUGUGACGGCGGCUGCGACGAGUGGUUCCAUGGGAAUUGUGUCAACAUUAAGGAACGAGACGGCGAGUUGAUCGAUAAGUACAUUUGUCCAUCUUGUGCGAAGCCUGGCUUGCAGACCACGUGGAAACGAAUGUGCCGGCGAAAAGAUUGCAGGAAACCCGCCCGUGUUACCCAAGUCCCUCCUAGCAAGUACUGCUCCGAUGCGUGUGGCCGAAUGUUUUUUGUGGAACUAGUGCAGAGAGGCGACCCUCUGGCUCAAACUAGUAAGGAUGGUCAGUAUAUUAUUGAGGGACCCAUAUCCAAAAAGCACCGCAAGAAGCAGAAGCGGAAAGAGAAGCCUUCAAAGCAGCUCCUUAACCCUGCCAACGGCGUGGAUCCCGACAGCCGACUCGCCACACCAGCAUACAGCGACGAAGAAAGAACCGAAUAUGAGACCGACAGUAGUCUCGACGACGAAAUGCUUCCCAAUCGAGGCUCCGCAUUGCGAGCUGGCGAAAUCAAAGCCCUGAUCGAGAAAUGCAAAGAUAUCGAGCAGCUAAAGGCACUAGGCAGGAAACCCGACACUCCGCCCCGCGACGUUGAAAUGACCGAUGCAGACUCAAAAACAACAGCACCACCGGAUUUAGAAUAUGAUGACCUGGAAACAACGACAAUGGCCAAUAUCAUAGAGGAGAAGCAACGAUUAAAUGCGAGGUAUGACAUGUUUGUCGCGCGAGAGAAGUUCUCGGAGCUAGUCAAGGCUCGAUCGUCGACUAUAGUUGAGGAAGUCCGCAAGACACAUCCGAAGAUGAAAGAUCUCUGUGGAUUUGACCCCAGGAUGGCGUGGUCGGAUGAUGAAUUUGUGACAUGGUACAAUCACAACGGCGGGCGGGCGAUCGUCGACGCUGGAGCAAAUGCGAGGAUAGGACCACCAGAGGACGGGCCCAAUGAUGAGGGAAACACGAAAAUACCCAACUGCGUCGCUCGGCACUCUCAGAGUCCAGCCGCGGGCGAGGAAGAAGAUGAAAGUGAUAACAUGCCUAAAAAAGGCGGCGUCUGUAUCAAGAAUCGAUGUCCGCGGCAUAGGAACUGGGCUAAGGGCCAGCUUGCGGAGGUGCGGUUUGAACAAGACCUGAUUAGGAGGGCCAUUCAGAGGUUUGAGGCGCAGGAAGGAGAGAUCCGAGGGCGGGCUCUUGUUAGGGCGUGGGAGAAGAGAGGAUGA
Messenger RNA from Cladophialophora psammophila CBS 110553, 2484 nucleotides. RefSeq lists its product as uncharacterized. The record is from RefSeq and is a predicted model, not a curated record. Lineage: Eukaryota; Fungi; Ascomycota; Eurotiomycetes; Chaetothyriales; Herpotrichiellaceae. The coding region runs from base 1 to 2484 and encodes 827 amino acids. Gene Ontology annotation, biological process: positive regulation of DNA-templated transcription. Gene Ontology annotation, cellular component: Set1C/COMPASS complex. The transcript has a single exon.